GUAACUCUGCUGAGACUGUCAGUGAUGAGCACUGCGCCGAGCCUAAUGUUGCCCUAGCUGUCAUGAACGUUCUCCUGUGUUUCAAUUAAUCUUCCAGGCCAAAUCAUGCUUAACGUUAGCGAACGUGAAUAUUGUGAGCUAAUUGCAAUCUUGACAAUGCACUUUUCCCUUUGGAAUGUAAUUUCUCUGCCUCAUUUGGUGUCCCCUGGUCAACCAGGGAGUGGCCAGUCGGGGCUCUAAGCGUCAGUCCAAAACAGUGUGGAUGAUACUUAAUUAUACACAUGCUAAUACAGUAUGUAUUUGAUCCAGUUGGCUUAUUAGAGGGGGCACCUUACAUCCUUUUCUGAGCUGGGAAUGAUUCAGUGUAGAUUUACAUCAUUAUUACAAAACUCUUGGCUUCGGUAUUAACUGUCAUCUUUUUAGAAAACCAAGACGUAGCAUCGAAUCCCAGCUUUUUUUUUUUCCUGCCCUUCAAUUUUCAAUUAUGUGCUCUACUUGGCUAACGCUGCACUUAAAGUUGGGGAUGAGCAGUUACCUAAAAGAUAAAUAUAUAUAUAAUUAAAAUGUCUUGGCAGAGAACAAGAUAAUUAACAUUAGUCAUUGUGAAUGGGAUUGCUUGCUUUAAAGUCUUUUGUUUUCAUAAGCUUCGGCCUUUCAGGAGUAGUUUCUGACAGCAUGUGGAGCUGGGGAAACUAAUUUAGUGCUUCUGGUAUAAGAGGCUGCAGGUCUGCACAAUAGUACUAAAAGGCUCAUCUACUCUAAUGAGUUUCCAUGUGACGCAAAAAAUAACUAGGAGGCAGGAUGGUUUAUGAUACCUCAUCCAAUAUCAUUACAUAAGAGGAAUUAGAAGAUGGCCAGAGACCAACAGCCCAGUAAUUAGCUCGGAGAAACAGGACGGAUACCAGGAAAUAGGAGGUUUAGUUGAUCGAUGUAUCUCACUGUGAUGCUAUUCCCAUGUAUUAAACAACUAGCUAACACAACUAAGAAAUUAACUCCAGAUUCACUGAUUCACAGCAUUACAUUUAAAUUGUUGUCAACUGGGACUGCAUUGUGUUCAGUAUUUCUCUACACCUCAUGAUGCCAGGUCAAUCGUAAGAUCAGCCAGCAGAAGAUAAUCUGAUUGGCAGUUCACGAGGUACAAAAAUAAAUUACUGUGAUAAUAAAUCAAUUUAGACGCAUAUUAUGCAUUCUUGCGAGUCUUAGAUUUUCUUACUAUCAGUACUAAUGUGUGACGUUUUAACUGAAUGUAAAUUGUUUAGGAUGUUUAAUCAGCUUUGUUGUUAAGUCAUAGAUUUUCAAGAUGUACUUUUUGGAAGUAUUUUAGCAUUUUUCUGCAGAUGGCAUUCGAACCUGUUCACAUUCUGUAACCAACACCAAGGGGGAUCUAUGAACACCACAUCAUCAUAUAUUUGUGUCAAUGCACAGCCUGUUUCCUGUUUGUUUUCACUGUCAGUCUUCUGUUUGUAAGUGUCAGGGUUAGCUUUUCUCCUGAACAAUGUCCAGUGCUUAAAGUCGGAGUUCUUAGUGCCACAAAGGUUGCUCUCCUUUGUCUUAGCUAGUUCACAAUAACAACUAGUACUAAUCAUAUGUUGAACCUGAUCUGGAGCAGGUUAUAUUUAGAGUUUUGGUUUAAAAUUGGCUUCAAGAGGCAUAUUUUCGCUUUGAUAAUGUCUCUGAUUGGCAUAAGAAGCACUCAGUUGAUGUAUUUUAUGCAGAAGAGUCACAUUUCUUUUGGUUAAAGGUUGACUACACUGCAAAUUCCACCAUCAACAAACAACAAAUACUUGACAGCACAGUAAAUUUGACUGUGUAGUGAUGUCAUUUGCACAGAGGCACUUUUAUUGGCUUACUUUAAGUAACAAAGGACUUCUGAUUGGCUGGUAGUUUGAGGUAAAGCAUUUGACUGGCCAAUAAGCUACCAUUGAGUGCUCACUCACUUGAUGCUGAAACCCAUAGGGAACAUAUAUAAAAGCGUGUACUCUGGGAGUGCUCAGCAGAUCCACAAGUAGGUCCAUCACUUGAACCUUCAACAGCUGAAAAAUAUAGUACGUGAAUAAUGAUAAUGUUCAAGCUGUGGACGCUUUUUCUUGCUUAUGCGUUGAUCAUUUGCCAGAUGUAUGUCUCAGAGGCAGCUCCAACUAGAACCAGUAAGGAAUCCAUGUCAGAUGGAGUCACAUUAUCAAAUGAUGACGCCCAAAGGCUGCUCAGAGCUAUGAAGGAGUUCAUGCAGAUAACUUCAGAGGAGCAAGCCCAACAAACAGCUGAUGGGAACAACUUGGAUAGACCCAUGUCUAAGCGCUGCACAGGCUUAAGCACUUGUGUGCUGGGAAAACUCUCCCAGGAUAUUCACAAACUACAAACCCAUCCUCGCACUGACGUGGGAGCAGAAACACCCGGCAAGAAGAGAAGUCUAUUUGAGCAAUAUGAAAACUACAGCAACUCUUACAAUUGCAAUGCAACAGCACAAAAGCGGGCAUGCAACACAGCCACCUGUGUAACCCACCGCCUAGCAGACUAUUUGAGUCGGUCUGGGGGACUGGGAUACAGCAACUUUGUUCCCACCAACGUUGGUGCCCAGGCCUUUGGCAGACGGAAGCGGUUCAUCUCUGUGUGAGCACAUUGCCAGAUACAUGGACAAAGUGCCUCUUUCCUUGGGUGACAUCAACUUCAUCAUCAAUCCAUUUACACACUUCAUAAACACUGACUGAUGUCUUGUUUUCAGGCUAACAUACAUUUCCAUAGUAUUGACGAUUAAUCUGUGCUUAAAACCAGAGAAAUAACUACAGUCGCAGAAAGGUAACUCAAUAGGAUGGAAUAGGGUGGAUUUCUUUCUGUCUCAGCCUGUGGCUCAGCUGCGCUUCUAUUUUGUGCUGAUGUAUCCAUCUACAUUAAAACCACCUUCACCUUCUUGUGGAUUGCUGUAAAACACUUUAAUUACAUUAUAGUGAAAAAUACAAAUGUAAAA
Oreochromis niloticus (Nile tilapia) is the source of this 2965-nucleotide messenger RNA. RefSeq names its product calcitonin/calcitonin-related polypeptide, alpha (gene calca). Gene Ontology annotation, molecular function: calcitonin receptor binding; hormone activity. The transcript has 6 exons. Gene Ontology annotation, cellular component: extracellular region. The record is from RefSeq and is a predicted model, not a curated record. The coding region runs from base 2057 to 2614 and encodes 185 amino acids. Lineage: Eukaryota; Metazoa; Chordata; Actinopteri; Cichliformes; Cichlidae.